This is a messenger RNA of Endocarpon pusillum Z07020, 2739 nucleotides long. RefSeq names its product Ribonucleoside-diphosphate reductase large chain. The record is from RefSeq and is a predicted model, not a curated record. Bases 1 to 2739 code for a protein of 912 amino acids. Lineage: Eukaryota; Fungi; Ascomycota; Eurotiomycetes; Verrucariales; Verrucariaceae. The transcript has 4 exons. Gene Ontology annotation, biological process: deoxyribonucleotide biosynthetic process; DNA replication. Gene Ontology annotation, molecular function: ATP binding; ribonucleoside-diphosphate reductase activity, thioredoxin disulfide as acceptor. Gene Ontology annotation, cellular component: ribonucleoside-diphosphate reductase complex.
AUGUUCGUCUUCAAGCGAGAUGGACGUAAAGAACGCGUGCAAUUCGACAAGAUCACAGCCAGAGUGUCAAGAUUGUGCUAUGGCCUUGACCCAGAACAUGUCGAUGCGGCUGCAAUAACUCAGAAGGUCAUCUCUGGCGUCUACCAAGGUGUCACUACAAUCGAACUCGACAAUCUUGCCGCAGAGACCGCUGCAUAUAUGACUGUCACUCAUCCCGACUAUGCCAUCCUCGCUGCGCGUAUUGCAGUGUCGAAUCUCCACAAGCAGACGAAGAAGCAGUUCUCGGCUGUUGUCUCAGACCUCUAUCAUUACAUCAACCCAAAGAAUAACAAACCGGCUCCUAUGAUCUCGAAAGAUACCUACGAGUGUGUGAUGAGACAUUCUGAGGAACUCAACUCUGCUAUCGUCUAUGACAGAGAUUUCAACUACCAAUAUUUCGGCUUCAAAACCCUGGAACGUUCAUAUCUGCUCAAGAUUGGUAAACAAGUAGCUGAGAGACCCCAACACAUGCUUAUGCGUGUUUCUGUGGGCAUACAUGGUGACGACAUCGAGAAGGCAAUUGAAACAUACAACCUCAUGUCACAAAAGUUCUUCACGCAUGCUUCUCCUACGCUGUUCAAUGCUGGUACACCGCAAGGACAGUUGGCGUCCUGCUUCCUCAUCGACAUGAAAGAGGACAGUAUCGAAGGCAUCUAUGACACUCUCAAAACCUGCGCCAUGAUUUCCAAGAACGCUGGAGGUAUUGGGCUCAACGUUCACUGCAUUCGCGCUACUGGUUCCUACAUUGGUGGCACAAAUGGGUCAUCCAACGGAUUGACUCCUAUGUUACGCGUCUUCAAUAACACCGCUCGUUAUGUCGAUCAAGGCGGCAACAAGCGUCCAGGUGCAUUCGCUAUAUACCUUGAGCCAUGGCAUGCCGACGUCUUUGACUUCUUGGACCUUCGCAAGAACCACGGCAAGGAAGAAAGCCGGGCCCGAGAUCUCUUCUAUGCUCUCUGGACCCCAGACCUGUUCAUGAAACGUGUCGAGAAGAAUCUUGACUGGACUCUCUUCUGCCCUCACGAGGCUCCAGGCCUGGCAGAUGUGUAUGGCGACGAGUUCGAGGCACUUUACGAGAGAUACGAGAAGGAAGGCCGCGGUCGGAAAGCUGUGAAGGCGCAGAAACUCUGGUAUGCGAUUCUUGAGUCUCAGACAGAGACUGGGACGCCGUACAUGCUUUAUAAAGAUGCGUGUAACAAAAAGAGCAACCAGAAGAACCUUGGGACUAUCCGAAGCUCCAAUCUCUGCACUGAGAUUGUUGAAUACAGCGCACCAGAUGAGGUCGCAGUUUGCAAUCUGGCAUCGUUGGCUCUUCCCACUUAUGUUGAUUCUGGUCGAGGCGAGUACGACUUUGGCCGCCUCCACGAUGUGGUCCAGGUCGUGACACGCAACCUGAACAGGGUCAUUGAACGCAGCCAUUAUCCAGUUGAGGAGGCACGCCGAAGCAAUUUCCGACAUAGACCUAUUGGUCUCGGUGUUCAGGGUCUUGCAGAUGCCUUUCUGGCAUUGCGUCUGCCAUUCGAUUCUCCUGAAGCACGUCAACUAAACAUCCAGAUAUUUGAAACGAUCUAUCAUGGCGCACUCACUGCCUCCUGUGAGCUUGCCAAAGAGCUCGGAACAUAUGAGACCUACGAGGGUUCUCCAGUCUCCAAAGGCGAGCUUCAGUACGACAUGUGGGGCGUCACACCGUCAGAUUUGUGGGAUUGGGCCAGCUUGAAGGCUGACAUCGCCAAGCAUGGUGUUCGCAACUCCCUUCUUGUGGCGCCUAUGCCGACAGCAUCCACCUCCCAGAUCUUGGGAAAUAACGAGUGUUUCGAGCCAUAUACCUCGAACAUCUACUCUCGUCGUGUUCUGGCUGGAGAAUUCCAGGUCGUCAAUCCAUGGCUGUUGAAAGAUCUUGUUGAUCUCGGUCUCUGGUCCGACAACAUGAAGAACAGAAUCAUUGCUGAUGGCGGCUCAGUCCAAAAUAUUCCCAACAUUCCUGCUGAUAUCAAAGCAUUGUACAAGACUGUUUGGGAGAUCAGCCAACGAACUAUCGUGCAGAUGGCUGCUGAUCGAGGUGCAUUCAUUGACCAAUCCCAGUCUCUCAAUAUUCAUCUCAAGGAGCCUACCAUGGGCAAGAUCACCUCCAUGCAUUUCGCUGGGUGGAAACUUGGCUUGAAGACGGGAAUGUACUACCUGCGUACCAUGGCCGCCUCUGCGCCCAUCCAGUUCACAGUGGACCAGGAGCAGCUUCAAGUAGUAGACACGAAUGUGGCGCGUCAGCGAGCAGCACCAAAGAAGAGACUCACCUCUAGCGGGUAUAACGGUUCAUACGCAGCAAUUCCCAGACCAAUGUACGCCCAAAAAGGCAGCGGCCACGGAUCCGCAACAUCCGUCAAUGGGAUGCCAACCCCUACAGCCACGCCUCCGCCCACCAGCGAGCAAAAGACCUUUGCUCCGGCGGCAAUCAAGAAGGCUUCUCGUCUAAGUGAAGGUGAAGAUAGCGAUGAGUCUUCCCCUAGAGCACUACCAACCGAUCCUGCCGAGACACCAGAUCAGGAUGAAGGCCUUCCGGAUCCUGUUACCAGGACGGACAAGAAGACACAGGAGGAGGAUGAUAAAGAGAACAACGAGGAUCGUGAAGGUGAUAUCUAUGCACAGAAGGUGCUGAUGUGCUCGAUUCAGAACAAGGAGGAGUGCGUUAUGUGCAGCGGUUGA